Molecule: messenger RNA, 2268 nt
Organism: Paraglomus occultum
Lineage: Eukaryota; Fungi; Glomeromycota; Glomeromycetes; Paraglomerales; Paraglomeraceae
Source: the annotation of a GenBank genome assembly
AUGACAAAACGUGCUCGCAUGGAAGACCUUGGCCUGUCGUCGAAUAAAAACCAGAUAAAUUAUCCCGGAGAUGCCGGAAUCUCUCAACGUCAGCCUACCAAAAAGUUGGUCAUAAGAACUUUUAAAGUGAAGCCAAAGUUGCCAGACAAUUUUGAAGAAGUGACAUGGGCCAAGCUACAAGCCGCCGUUUGGGCGAUCCAUACGAGCAAACCGGUCAACGAUAGUCUUGAGGAGUUGUAUAAAGCAUGUGAGAAUCUAUGUCUGCACAAGAUGGCCGAUAGGUUGUAUCAACGACUGCAAAAGGAGUGUGAAUCUCAUAUAAUAGAAGAAUUGGCGAAAUUGAGAAGCAAUGAGAGUGACAAAGAGACUUUUUUAGUAGCAGUGAAUCAGUGUUGGAAUGAUUGUCAACAACAAAUGGCCUUGAUUCGAAGUAUAUUCUUGUAUCUGGAUCGCACAUACGUUCUCCAGAAUUCAUCAAUAAUAUCACUAUGGGAUAUGGGCCUAGAGUUGUUCCGAAAACACAUAAUGUCAGCUGUUGAUGUGCGAGGGAAGACAUUAGAUGGACUGUUGUCUGUAAUACAUCGCGAACGACUUGGUGAAUCCGUUGAUCGUAGUUUGCUGGUCUCUCUCAUUCAUAUGUAUGUGGACCUGUCAAUAUAUACACAGGGCUUCGAAGCUCCCUUUCUACAGGACACACAUGACUUUUACGCAGAAGAAGGUCAGCGUUUAAUGAAUACACUUGAAGUACCAAAGUAUCUCGAACAUGUCAAACGACGGCUGGAUGAAGAGAAGGAUCGGAUAAUUGUGUAUCUUGAUAAGAAGACAAAAACCCCAUUGAUUGGUGUUGUUGAAGGCGAAUUACUUGAGCGCCAUAUCAGUGCCAUCUUGGAUAAAGGGUUUGAUGAUAUGAUGAAUUACCGUAAGAGUAGUGAUCUACGACUUUUGUACAUGCUGUUCAAUCGGGUUAAUGCAUCAGAUCGAUUGAAAACCGCCUUUGGAAUGUAUAUUAGGAAAACUGGAGCUGGUAUAGUCAUGGAUGAGAGUCGUGAUUCUACAAUGGUGCAAGAUCUCCUAGACUUGAAGUUCAAAUUAGACGACAUCGUAAAGGAUGCUUUCAAAGGAACUGAAAAUUUCGUCAACACCGUGAAGGAGAGCUUCGAAUCGUUUAUAAAUCAGCGUCAGAACAAACCGGCAGAACUUAUAGCAAAAUAUGUCGAUAGCAAGUUGCGAUCUGGCAAUAAGAGUAUGAAUGAUGAUGAACUAGAAAGUGUAUUGGAUAAUGUGCUUAUAUUAUUCAGAUAUAUACAGGGCAAAGACAUUUUUGAAGCAUUUUACAAAAGGGACCUCGCUAAGCGUCUUCUUUUAAACAGGAGUGCAUCAUCUGAUGCCGAGAAGAGCAUGUUAUCCAAACUUAAACAGGAAUGUGGCGCUGGGUUCACAGGGAAGCUUGAGGGAAUGUUUAAAGACAUUGACCUGUCACGGGAUAUUAUGAUGUCUUUCCAGGAUUCCAAGUACUGGUCGGAAUUGAAAGAGACACGUAUUGAUUUAUCUGUGAAUGUGUUAACGCAAGGUUUUUGGCCUACUUAUCCUCCAGCACCGCUUACUCUUCCCCCUCACAUGGCUCGGGCUCAGGAAGUGUUUAAGGCGUUUUAUCUAAGCAAACAUAAUGGUAGAAAUUUAAAGUGGCAAAAUUCACUUGGUCUCUGUGUAUUGGCAGCUAAUUUUCCAAAGAGAAACAAAGAAUUGGUAGUAAGUCUGUUUCAAGCAGUCGUACUAUUGCUUUUUAACGAUCUCGAACCAGGCAAGCGGCUGACAUAUGAGGAUAUCAAAGAAAGUACUUCUAUAGAGGCAAGAGAGUUGGCGCGCACUCUUCAGUCACUAGCAUGUGGCAAAGUACGUGUAUUGACCAAGCACCCUAAAGGACGUGAUAUUGCUGAGUCAGACGAAUUUUCAUUUAACGAAGAAUUCGACGACAAAUUGUUCCGUAUUAAGAUUAACGCAAUACAAUUGAAGGAAACGCCUGAAGAAAACUCGAUUACAACAGAGCGCGUAUUUCUUGACCGUCAGUAUCAAGUGGAUGCUGCUCUUGUACGCAUAAUGAAGAUGCGGAAGACACUUAGCCAUAGUCAACUAAUAACCGAAUUGUUUCAACAACUCAAAUUUAAAGCUACAGUUGCUGACAUUAAGAAGCGUAUAGAAUCACUUAUCGAUCGUGAAUAUCUUGAACGUGAUAAAGACGAUCCAUCGAAAUUGAAUUAUCUGGCAUAG